Molecule: messenger RNA, 1056 nt
Organism: Papaver somniferum (opium poppy)
Lineage: Eukaryota; Viridiplantae; Streptophyta; Magnoliopsida; Ranunculales; Papaveraceae
Product: NEDD8-conjugating enzyme Ubc12-like
Exons: 6
Coding region: 164-715 (183 amino acids)
Source: RefSeq, a predicted model, not a curated record
UAGACAUUAGAUGGCCCCCUUGAGAGAGAGAGAGAGAGAGAGAGAGAGAGAGUCAUUUGAUUCAUUUCCUCUAAAUUUUCUCUCUUCUUUUUAAUAUCUGUGUGGGUGUUUUUCUCCUCCUCUUCACUUUGCUUCUUCAGCUUUUCCCUUCAAGAGAGCGAAAAUGAUUAGACUUUUUAAAGUAAAGGAAAAGCAGAGAGAAAUUUCUGAAAAUGCCAACGGAAGGGCACCAGUCAAGAAGCAAAGUGCAGGGGAGUUGCGUCUUCACAAAGAUAUCAGUGAGUUGAACCUCCCAAAAACAACUACCAUAGAAUUCCCUAAUGGCAAGGAUGAGUUGAUGAAUUUUGAGGUUUCCAUUCGACCCGAUGAAGGAUUUUACCGAGAUGGUACGUUCAUGUUCACUUUCCAAGUCUCCCCAAUCUACCCGCAUGAAGCCCCGAAAGUUAAGUGCAAGACAAAGGUUUAUCAUCCUAAUAUUGAUCUGGAAGGAAAUGUCUGCCUCAAUAUUCUGCGUGAAGAUUGGAAACCUGUUCUAAAUAUAAACACCGUUAUCUAUGGACUACAUCACCUUUUCACGGAACCCAACUGUGAGGAUCCUCUCAACCAUGAUGCUGCUGCAGUGUUGAAAGAUAAUCCUAAGUUGUUUGAAUCAAAUGUUAGAAGGGCAAUGGGCGGUGGAUACUUAGGAAAUACAUAUUUCUCUAGGUGCACUUAGAGUUGGUCUCUAGUGAGUUCCUUAAUGCUCUUGAUGAUUCUCAAUCAGCGUUAAUGUCUCAUUCGUUGUAAAUUCGGAUUGAGGCUAACGUUUUCCUUGUGGUUUUGUGGGAUUUGAAACUGUAAUGUAGAAGAGGAGAAGAAAAAUAUAAUAUGUUAUGAUAUUAAUUCCUCAAAAACCAUGAUUCUGAAAACUCGCACAGAAACUGUUUGUAAGGUGUAAUUCAGGACAAGUUUAUGGCAUCUGUUGGAAACACUGGUUUUCUGUUUACCCAAUGCUCUUAGCUUAAUCUAAAACACAUAUGUACGCGUGAUUGUGGUAUUAGGUAUUCUGUUUCUCUC